AUGAAGAAUGUUUGGGGUGUGCGUGGCCACCUCGAAUGCCUGCAGCUUGCAGACAGCCGCUUCGUCCUCGAGUUCUCCUCCACCGGGGACUACGAGCACGUCACCACGGGAGGACCCUGGAGGUACCAGGGCGAUGCUGUCCUGGUUCGCAAACUGGAGGAUCACGAGGACCUGGACAAGGUGCCGUUCGAGACUGUACCCAUCUGGGUGCAGUUCUGGGACCUCCCUUUCUACCUCCUAUCCAAGCAGCUGGCCAGGAACCUUGGGGAGAAGCUGGGCGAGCUCAUCUGCAUCGACAACCACGCGAGAGGCGACAUCGCCAACAAGAUCCUGCGCGCGCGCGUCCACCUACCCGUCGCUCGUGCCCUCCAGCGAUGGAUUACACUCGAGGACGUGAUCACGUGCGAGGAGGUGGUCGUCAGGGUCUUCUACGAAAGGCUGCCCAACUACUGCACCUGCUGCGGGGUGAUCGGCCACCUUGCGGCGGACUGCGAGCUGCCGGUGGAUAUGAGGAGAACCAGGUAUUGCAACAACCUCGGUGUACCGCCAACGCACCGCGAUGACCCACGCAAAUGGUACCUGGCGGAGAGCGCGCUCGAGAACAGGAGAGCUCUACAGCUUGACACCCCUUGGCGCAAUGUUGCCGCCUUCGGAGCCAGGCGGGACCACGACCUGCGGGGAACGGUCACGCUUGUCGCCAGGGAAGUCGAGAAGCUCUCCGUCAAGGAUGGGGACGCAAGCAAGGAGAAGGACCGGAACGCCAACAAGAACGAGCAGGUCAUCACCAACACUGGCGACACAGUGCAGGGAACCGGCAUCGUCGGCAACACUGAGCACGCCAGCGACAACACCGGCAUCAUCGACAACACCGGCAACACCGACCACGCCAGCGACAACCCUGGCAUCACGGAGGGCAUCAGCGUCAUGGCCGGCGACAUCAACAUCCUGCACCAACCUCCUUCGGUGAAGGCUACGGACAAGGGCAUGGAGAACAAGGAAAAGAAGGCUGGCAUCACCGACCCUGCUCCACCUUCGCUGCACCCUCCUCAAGCCACAGACCACACCAACUCUGAGCAAGGCGCAGAAGCAAGGGACCCUGCCAAAAGGAUCGCUGCUGAUGGAGAAGGCGUGGAACAAGCUGAAGAUGACAGGAGCACACUGGCCCCUGCGGAGGGGGGGUCGGUGUUAGGAAAGCGGCAGAAUCAGGCGGAGAUGUUUGAUGUCUCCGGCAACAAAACCAUCACUGAAAACAAGAAGAAGAAGGCGGAGGACACUGCGCUGGGGCUGGAGGCCAAAGCCAGUGUUCUAGGUGUAGGAGAAGAUAAGGAAGCAACCAGUCCCGGGGCUACUGGUCAACUGACAGGCGUGAGUGUUGGCGCCUGUGCAGGAUCGGGUGCUGGCAUUGCCGUGUACUGGGAUGAGCAGAUUGAAUUAAAGGUCCUGUCUGAGGGUUUGAGAAUCAAGCCAAAUGCUAGUGAACCCUGGCUGAUGAUGGGUGACUUCAAUGAAUGCAAAUGGCAACAUGAUCACUGGUCUGAGUCCAGAAGAUCAGAGAAGAGAAUGGCAGAUUUUAGGAAGACCCUGAAUUUAUGUGAUCUCCAGGACAUAAGAUACAGUGGCCCUCCCUGGACCUAUGACAACAAAAGAAAGGGAGACAAGAAUGUGAAAGCAAGGAUUGACAGAGCAGUUUGCUCAACGAGCUGGGCUGCGCUGUACCCUGCAGCAAACCUGGAGCAUGUCUGCUCCACGAGAUCAGACCACCUUCCUUUGAUCCUUGAUUGUGUUAAUUCCAGUAAUCAACCAAGACCUGAGAAAUCAUUCAGGUAUGAACAUAUGUGGGAACGCGAGGCGUCCCUGACUGAUGUUGUUGAGACAGCAUGGGCCAGCUCGCCUACCUGCAACAACCUGAAUGACCUGAUCCAUAAAAUCGGAAACACGGGGAACCACCUGAAAGAGUGGAGUACUCAAAACUUCAGCAUGGUCACAAAAGAUAUCAGGAAGAAAAGAAAUAGACUAAAGAAGCUGUGGAAAUGGCAACCUAGCGAGACUAGAGACGAGGAGAUUCGGAAAACUUCCUUGGACCUGGAUGAGCUCCUCCACAGAGAAGAGAUGAUGUGGAGGCAACGCUCUCAUGACCCAGAAGAAAUAAAAAAUCUAUCGUCUGAAUUCUUCCAGAACCUGUACUCCAAAGACACAAAUGUGGUUCCUGAUGAAAUUCUCGGACACAUUCUAGAACUGAUCGACGAGACCACAAAUAUUGAACUGUGCAGAGAAUUUACUGACAAAGAGAUAAGCGAUACUUUAUUCCAGAUUGGUCCUUUGAAGGCACCUGGACCUGAUGGGAUGCCCGCUAGGUUCUUCCAGCGCAACUGGGGAAUUAUGAAGGAAGAAGUGAUUGCUGCUGUCAAGACCUUUUUUACCUCUGGAAGUCUGCCUACCGGUAUAAAUGACACUGUCCUCGUCCUCAUUCCUAAAGGUAACAAACCUGAGACACUAUCUGACUUCAGGCCCAUUAGCCUAUGCAAUGUCAUAUACAAGGUCAUCUCAAAAUGCCUUGUCAAUAGACUGCGGCCGUUGCUCAACGACCUGAUCUCGGAAACGCAGAGCGCAUCCAUCCCUGGAAGGCUACUCACUGAUAAUGCAUCUAUCGCUUUCGAGUGUUUCCACAAGAUCCAGAGGAGCAAAAAUCAGAGAGACACCCACUGUGCUUAUAAACUAGAUCUUUCAAAAGCAUACGACUGA
Messenger RNA from Lolium perenne, 2742 nucleotides. RefSeq lists its product as uncharacterized. NCBI's taxonomy places the organism in Eukaryota, Viridiplantae, Streptophyta, Magnoliopsida, Poales, Poaceae. The record is from RefSeq and is a predicted model, not a curated record. Gene Ontology annotation, molecular function: catalytic activity.